AUGGCUCUUUCCUAUCUUUCCUACUGGUUACUAAUAGUUAGUGCAUACAAUUUUAUCGGCGCAGCAUUUCUAGCCUGCAAACCAGAAUCGUUAGAACAUCUAUUCGUUGGUAGUGCAAAUAUUUUAAUCAAUGACGGCAUGACAGUGCCAAUCCUACGACGAGUUAUUGUUUGGUGGACAUUAACAUUUGCUGUCUUACGAACAUUAACUGCAUUCUCUUUGCACCACCGUGCAUUGUAUCUAUCGACUCUAUGGUCAUUUCUGGUCUGGUUAGGAUGGUCAUGUAGUGAAGCAUUUUAUUUUCAAACAGUCCCACCAUAUACAUUGUCAUUUGGAAUGGGUAUGGGAACUAUUUCAACGAUUUGGUUAUUAUUCUAUCUGCCGACAAUGUGGUCAAUUACCGCGAAUAAAAGGUUGAAAACAGAAAAACUUCAUUGCAAAUAG
Adineta ricciae is the source of this 444-nucleotide messenger RNA. The record is from the annotation of a GenBank genome assembly. Lineage: Eukaryota; Metazoa; Rotifera; Eurotatoria; Adinetida; Adinetidae.